AUGACUGCCAAAGAUUAUCCAUCAUUGUGGGGGUUUGGAACAACAAAAACAUUUAAAAUUCCCAUUGAACAUUUGGAUUUCAAGUAUAUUGAAAAAUGUUCAGAUGUUAAACACCUGGAAAAAAUUCUUUGUGUGCUCAGGUCUGGUGAGGAAGGAUAUUAUCCUGAACUUACAGAAUUUUGUGAAAAGCGUCUUAAAGGCCUGGCUCCUGAAAGUAGAGCUUUGAGGAAAGAUAAACCUGCAGCAACAGCAUCCAGUUUUACUGAAGAAGAAUGGGAAAAAAUUGACAGUGAUAUAAAGAGUUGGGUAUCAGAAAUUAAAAAAGAAGAAAGUAAAAUGCACUUUCAUGACACUGAAACAUCUCCAGCAAUGGAAGAUAAUUUGCCUCCAGUUCGUGGUUCAAACGGCCAUCUUCAUGUUGGCAAGGAAAAGUAUUCUCAAAGUAUGCCAGCUAAAAAGAAAAUUCCAAGGGAUUAUGCAGAGUGGGAUAAAUUUGACGUGGAAAAGGAAUGUUCAAAAAUUGAUGAAGAUUACAAAGAAAAGACUGUACUAGACAACAAGUCACAUUUGUCUAAAAUUGAGACAAGAAUAGACACAGGAGGUCUCACUGAGAAGGAAAAGGAUUUUGUUGCCACUCGUGAAAAGGAAAAAGGAAAUGAAGCUUUCAACUCAGGAGAUUAUGAAGAGGCAGUGAUGUAUUAUACCAGGAGCAUUUCAGCACUUCCCACUGUAGCUGCCUAUAACAAUCGAGCUCAAGCAGAAAUCAAAUUACAGAACUGGAAUAGUGCUUUUCAGGAUUGUGAAAAAGUCUUGGAGUUAGAACCUGGAAACUUAAAGGCUCUUCUGCGCCGUGCCACUACAUAUAAACAUCAAAACAAGUUCCAGGAAGCCAUAGAAGAUUUGCGUAGAGUACUGGAUGCGGAGCCUGAUAAUGAUUUGGCCAAGAAAACCUUGUCAGAGGUUGAGAGAGAUCUGAAAAAUUCUGAGCCUGUAUCUAAGAAGCAAACCAAAGGGAAAAGAAUGGUUAUUCAGGAGGUGGAAGACUCAGAAGAUGAACAUGGACAGGACAGCGGACAAAAACCUGAAGAUGGCAGUGGAGAUAAAAAGGCCGCCGAGGCGGCGGGAGCCGCGCGCGCCAUGGGCAACAUCCAGAAGAAGCUGACCGGCAAGAGCGAGGGCGGCAAGCGGCCGGCCAGGGGCGCGCUGCGGCGGGGCCGGGCGCCGGGGGCCGGCGCGCCCAAGCGGGGCGGGACGCGGACCCCGGUGGCGGCGGGCGGCGGGCGAGGCGCCCGGGACCCCGCCGCAGCCGCCGCGGCCCCGGUGGGCCCCGCCGCCCUGAAGAGCGAGGGCAACGAGCUGUUCAAAAGCGGGCAGUUCGCCGAGGCGGCCCGCAAGUACUCGGCGGCGCUAGCGCAGCUGCAGCCUGCAGGAAGUGAAAGUGCAGAUGAUCUAAGUAUCUUAUAUUCAAAUAGAGCAGCGUGUUACUUAAAAGAAGGAAACUGCAGUGACUGCAUUCAAGAUUGUAACAGGGCUCUGGAACUUCACCCAUUCUCAAUGAAGCCUCUUCUGCGACGAGCAAUGGCCUAUGAAACCUUAGAGCAGUAUGGGAAAGCUUAUGUGGACUAUAAAACAGUAUUGCAAAUAGACUGUGGAAUCCAGCUAGCAAACGAUGGUGUUAACAGAAUAACAAGAAUUUUAAUGGAGCUGGAUGGACCAAACUGGCGGGAAAAGCUCUCACCCAUUCCUACUGUGCCCACUUCUGCGCCACUGCGAGCUUGGGGUCCUGCAGCAGAGAUGAUCCGAGACCAAGCAGGAGAUUCCAACAGCCAUCACCAGCUGGGCGUCACAGAUGAAAAAACGUUUAAAGCCCUUAAGGAAGAAGGAAAUCAAUGUGUAAAGGGCAAAAACUAUAAAGAUGCCCUUAGUAAAUACACUGAAUGCUUAAAGAUUAACAACAAGGAAUGUGCCAUAUAUACAAACAGAGCUCUCUGCUACUUGAAGUUGUGCCAGUUUGAAGAGGCAAAGCAGGAUUGUGACCAGGCACUUCAUAUAGAUAACGGGAAUGUGAAAGCGUGCUACAGACGAGCUCUUGCUCAUAAAGGACUCAAGAAUUAUCAGGAAAGCUUAACCGAUCUCAAUAAAGUUCUCCUAUUAGACCCAAGUAUUGUUGAGGCAAAGAUGGAACUGGAAGAGGUAACCAAAUUCCUUAAUAUUAAGGAUAAUACAGCACCAUGGACCAAAGAAAAGGAGAGAAGGAAAAUUGAGAUUCAGGAGGUGUAUGGAGGCAAUGAAGAGCCAGAAAGAACCUCUGAGGACGUCUCCACUGACUGCCUUGAUUCUGAGAAGGGAGACGAAAGCAAUGGACCACAAGAACACUCUGAAAAACUUCAGAUCUCCAAGCCUAAUAAUGCCUAUGAAUUCGGUCAGGUUAUAAAUGCUAUCAAUACUAGAAAAGACAAAGAAGCCUGUGCACACCUUUUAGCCAUCACUACACCAAAAGAUUUGCCCGUGUUGUUGAGUAACAAACUUGAAGGAGAUACAUUUCUCCUCCUCAUUCAGUCUCUGAAAAAUAAUCUUAUUGAUAAAGAUCCCUCGUUGGUAUAUCAACAUCUCUUAUAUCUGAGUAAAGCAGAAAGGUUUAAGAUGAUGUUGACACUAAUUAGCAAGGGACAAAAGGAGCAAAUUGGACAGUUAUUUGAUGACCUUUCAAACACACCAAACCACCAUUUUACUUUAGAAGAUGUACAGGCCCUAAAAAGGCAGUAUGAGCUUUAAAUCAAGAUUACUGUUAAAUUUCUCCCACGCAUGUAUGUGUUCCUGUAAUGCUAAUGAGAUGGUAUUGUAAUAGAGCUGCAUGGACAAAACCUGGCUUAGAAAAGAUCCCUUGUUCUGGACUAUAAAACAUUUUUCUUAUUUUUGUACACAGAACAUGUAUAUUCUACAAUCUACUU
Cynocephalus volans (Philippine flying lemur) is the source of this 2951-nucleotide messenger RNA. It is a transcript of the gene SPAG1, whose product is annotated as sperm associated antigen 1. Gene Ontology annotation, molecular function: protein binding. The transcript has 18 exons. Gene Ontology annotation, biological process: axonemal dynein complex assembly. NCBI's taxonomy places the organism in Eukaryota, Metazoa, Chordata, Mammalia, Dermoptera, Cynocephalidae. The record is from RefSeq and is a predicted model, not a curated record. Gene Ontology annotation, cellular component: cytosol. The coding region runs from base 1 to 2775 and encodes 924 amino acids.